AUGGUGCGGAGCAGCCAAAAAACCGGGUUCGGCCCGAACCGACUUCAUAGAAAAGGCACUCACUUUGUGGGCACCGAGCCGCCGGCACUCAAAUAUCAUUUGGUAGGUGAUUUACUUUGUUUUUCGGCUUAAAAGCGUUGAAAAAUAAUUUUUCUAAAUUUUUCAGCUGCAAGACAAGAAGCCAACCGAUGAGUAUGGCCUUCAGGGCACCAAUCACAAGUUGCCGGGCACUGGAAAAGUCCACAGUAAAUUGCCGACCAAGGUAAACCUUUAUUUUUCCGAAAAACAACGAGUUUCUCAAUUUUUUCGCUUCAGGUUCACAUGAAGAAGGACAAAGUGUACGCGUGGUGCUCGUGCGGCUACAGCGGCUCGCAACCGCUCUGCGACGGAUCGCACAACUCGAUCCGGAUUCCGGACCUUAAAUUGAAGCCCGUUCGGUUCAUUCCUGACAAAGAUAUGACGGUGUGGCUGUGCAAUUGCAAGCAGAGCAAAAAUCGGUAGGGUUUGUGGGAAUUCAGUGGAAAAGUUAAUUAUUUCUUCUUUCAGACCAUUCUGCGACGGUUCACACAAGACGAUCGCCGAGGAGGACAAAAAAGCGGGACUCUUCGACUAA
This is a messenger RNA of Caenorhabditis sp. 36 PRJEB53466, 613 nucleotides long. The record is from the annotation of a GenBank genome assembly. NCBI's taxonomy places the organism in Eukaryota, Metazoa, Nematoda, Chromadorea, Rhabditida, Rhabditidae.